Molecule: messenger RNA, 1512 nt
Organism: Gadus macrocephalus (Pacific cod)
Lineage: Eukaryota; Metazoa; Chordata; Actinopteri; Gadiformes; Gadidae
Exons: 3
Coding region: 251-1009 (252 amino acids)
Source: RefSeq, a predicted model, not a curated record
GCCUCGUUUCCACAUACGUACAUUCUCGUAUGCGAUCCAACCGUCUCCGACCGAAAGUCCAUUCAUUCCAAUGUGAUUCUCCGAAAUGUCAGUUUUUCCUCCGAGACUCCUCCCCUCCGUAAAAUUUCUGUCCGGUAUGUCCGUAAUAUACGUUCAAAAAAUUUAACUUUCGCCGUCGUUUUACGGAGAUACCGGAUGAAAGUUUUGCUAGCUCGCUUGCUUUUGAGUUUGGAAGACAAAUUACUUUGCGAUGACACCAACACGAGUGAGAGUGCUCGCCAUCGCUUAUCUAUAUUGGCGCAAUCGCCAGAGAUGGCAGAGACGCAGGGCAUCAUGCUGGACAAGGCAGUUUUUGGCCAAGCGCUUGGAGUUUGGCGCUUAUCACCGGCUGGUCCAGGAGCUGCGACUCGGGGAUGGAGAUGCUUUUAAAAACUUCUUCCGACUGCCCAAGCUGAUGUUCGAUUCUGUUCUGUCCGUCGUGGGUCCAAAAAUCGCUCGGCAGGAUACCACCUACCGCCAGGCGAUCUCCCCUGCGGAGCGCCUGGCAAUCUGUUUGAGAUACCUGGCAACAGGGGACUCCUACAAGUCCUUGGGGUACAGCUUUCGGGUUGGUGUUUCCACAAUCUCACGCAUCGUGCCAGAGGUCGCAAAUGCCAUCUGGGAUGGCUUUGUGAGCACUCACAUGCAGAUGCCAAAAGAGGAGGAAUGGAGAGCCAUCGCAGAGGAGUUCGAGAAGGAGUGGGACUUUCCCAACUGCAUUGGUGCGAUAGAUGGGAAACACGUCACGAUCCGGGCUCCACCCUGCUCAGGUUCCAUGUACCACAAUUAUAAGGGGACCUUCUCGAUUGUGUUGCUGGCAGUAGUGGAUGCAAACUACUGUUUCCGGAUGGUGGACGUCGGUGCCUAUGGGAAAGGGAGUGAUGGCGGUACCCUGAGAGCAUCUGCCUUCGGAAAAGCCCUUCAAGCAGGCACACUCCACAUCCCAGCUGACAGAAGCCUUCCUUGGUGAGAUGCCACACGUGUUUGUGGGGGACGAGGCCUUCCCUCUGCAGAAGCACAUCAUGAGGCCCUACCCUGGAAACAACCUGACAAGGCAGAAGCGGUUGUUUAACUACCGUCUGUCUCGGGCUCGUCUGGUGGUCGAGUGUGCCUUUGGGAUCCUUGCAUCCAGGUUCCACAUGUACUACCGAGUGAUGGGGCAAAAUCCUGAGCAUGUGGAAGCCUGUGUAAAGGCAACCUGCAUCCUCCACAACCUGCUGAGGUCAACAGAGGCCAAACCUCCAUCAAGUGACGAAGCAGUCCCCUUGGAAAGAGGCAGGCGUCUUGGAACCAACAACUCCACCAAGGAAGUGAUGCAGGAGAGGGAGAGGUUCAUGACCUACUUCAACAGCGCUGCUGGCGAGGUUUCAUGGCAGAAUAAUGUAGUUUGAUACCAUCAUCUUCAUAAAAAAAGGCCCUUUUCAGGGCCACUCACAUCAAUAAAGAGCAAACUUCCCGUCCCUUAAACCCAUA